Dermatophagoides farinae (American house dust mite) is the source of this 5956-nucleotide messenger RNA. RefSeq names its product phospholipid-transporting ATPase ABCA3. The record is from RefSeq and is a predicted model, not a curated record. Gene Ontology annotation, molecular function: lipid carrier activity; ATP binding; ATP hydrolysis activity. NCBI's taxonomy places the organism in Eukaryota, Metazoa, Arthropoda, Arachnida, Sarcoptiformes, Pyroglyphidae. Gene Ontology annotation, cellular component: membrane; intracellular membrane-bounded organelle. Gene Ontology annotation, biological process: lipid transport; transmembrane transport.
CAAAAUGUCACUGUUGUUGGCAUAUAGAAACUGACGUCGUAUCUAUUUAAUCUGAAUAUCCAUAGCGACCUGUAAAUAUAGGAAAUUAUUGAUUGAUCCAUAUUCAUAGUUGCAAAAAAUUUAAUAUAAAAUAUCAUCAUCAUCAUCUAGUCAGAGAAUGAUUUAACAUUGUUGCUGAUGUGCAAAACCCCAAUCAAAUCAUCCCACAAAAAAAAAAAAAAAAAUAAAAUUCGAAAGCCACCCAUCUUCGGUGUGAUCAAUCGACCGUAUCGUUGAUCAAAACGUCAUUGUUUGAAACUUGAAUUUACAUUGAACACCCAUUUAUUUUUCUUUUCUAUUUAACUUUACUAUUCUUUAGCAAUAGACAAAAAUUAUGUCAUCCACAAGUACGGUAUCGACAAAAUCAUCAAAUUCAUCAACUGCCGGUCCUGAAACUCAUCUACUAUCUAAUCGUCGACAACAUCGUCAAAACGAAGGUUCAGCAAUGCAUCUUUAUUUGAAACAAAUGUUUAUUUUAUUAUGGAAAUCAUGGAUAGUACGUCGUGUGCAUUAUAUAUCAACAUUUUUCGAAUUGGUCAGUCCAAUUUUAUUGAUAUUUUUAUUUACAUACAUCUAUUCAAAUACAAAUAUGAAAUUUGGAAAACCGAAUGAUAAUUCAAACAAUGACAAUGAUGAACCUGGCAAAUUAUUGACUACACUUGACGAUGAUGGUACAAUGAAACCGGCACAUCGUUUCCGUAAUCCAAUUCAUGUAAUCGAUUUUAUCGCCGCAAUGCCAAUUACUAAAAAGAUUUAUUAUACACCGGAUAAUCAACAAACACGACGUUUAUUACAAACAUUGGUCGCGUCAUUGAUGAAUCUUCCAGUGGAAAUUACAGAUGACAAAGGUGAAAUAAUAAAAACAAAAGUCAUACCAAUGGAUAACGUAACAGCAAUUUCGAAUCAAAUGCAAAAUGAUUUGAUCAAUAGUACCAUGUUCGAUUUUGAUCCAACAAUAUUGGGUUUGAAUUUUCGGGAAAUUGAUCUAAAAAAUGCUCAUCUUGAUUAUGAAUUAUUGUUGCCGGCAAAAUUAACAGCGCGAAUCAGUUUGAAUGCCUAUCCAAACAAAAUAACUCAAGCACCAAAAGAUUAUGUAGACCCGUGGAUGAUACCUCUUAUCGAUUUAACAAGUCGUAUAAAUAGAGAAUUUGUUCGCCAAUAUUCCAAUAUGACGAUUGAAUUGAAUCAAUUACGAUUGAUGCGUAUGCCAUAUCCAGCAUAUCGUGAUCCAAAAGUAUCUGAAUUUUCCGUGUUCGAUUUACUGGCAUUGUUUAUAUUGAUAUCGUAUACGGUGUUUGUACCAUUGAUUGUCAAACGUAUAACAGAUGAAAAAUCAAGCAAAUCCAAAGAACUAUUACGUAUGAUUGGUAUGGCCGAUUCAGUAUUCUGGACCACUCAUUUUAUCAACUAUUUUAUCAUUAUUUUGAUUCAUGCACUUUCUAUUACGAUUGCACUGGUUUGUUUCCAGAAUCCAAUGAUUGUUCGUUCAUCAUUGUUGUUAUUUUUCAUCACAUUCAUAAUGUUUGGAGUGCAAUUGGUAAUGUUUUCUAUGCUAAUCACGACCGUAUUCAAUAGACCCGUGUUGGCUGUAAUUGUCACAACAAUCCUAUGGUUAACAAUCAGUGUAAUUAUCUUUCGUGGUUGGGUACCAUCGAUCAAUGGCGAUACUGUCGGUAAUACAUGUUUCACUAUUCGAUUUUUUCUAUCAAUGUUACCGAUGGGAUCGAUUAUGUGGUUCAUAUCAAUACUGGGAAUAUUUGAAAGUUUUGAUCAAAGUCUUACAUUCGAAACAAUUAAUUCGACCACAAUUGGAUAUGGCGAUCUAACCACAUUGAUAGUGAUGAUUUCAGUUUUUAUUUCUUAUUUCCUAUAUGCAUUCCUUAUCUGGUAUCUGGACAGUGUUUGGCCAUUUCAAUAUGGUGUGCCAAAACAUCCAUGGUUUUUAUUUGAACCAUCAUAUUGGCGUCCAAUAAAAAAUAAAUCCUCUAUGAACGAUGAUCGACCUGAAUUGAAUGAACAAGCAUUUGAACCAGAUCCUAUUGGCCUCCAAUCAGCUAUUGAAGUUCGUAAUAUAACAAAAACAUUUUCCGGUAAUAAAGUCGCCGUCGAUAAUAUAUGGUUUAACAUUUAUAAUCAUCAAUUGACCGUAUUACUUGGUCAUAAUGGUGCCGGUAAAUCAACCACAAUGAAUAUGAUAACCGGAAUUUAUCCUGCAACGGCCGGUAAUAUCUACGUUAAUGGUUAUAAUGUAUUCACACAGACACGUUUGGCAAGACAAAGUAUUGGCCUUUGUACUCAAGAAAAUAUUAUAUUUCCCGAAUUGACAGUGUUUCAACAUUUAAAAUUGUUUGCCAUAUUGAAAAAUGCUAAAUUUACUAAUGUUUAUCAAGAAGUGCAACGUAUAUUGAAUCUAUUACAAUUAUCGGAUAAAUGCAAUGUAAAAGCAUCUGGUUUAUCCGGUGGUAUGAAACGUAAACUACAACUUGGUAUGGCAUUGAUUGGACCUACCGAAAUAUUAAUAUUGGAUGAACCAACAUCUGGUCUUGAUCCAGAAGCACGUCGUGUCAUAUGGGAUUUACUUAUUUCAUUACGUCGUGAGAAGACAAUUCUGUUGACCACUCAUUAUAUGGAAGAAGCAGAUGUGUUGGGCGAUCGUAUUGCCAUAAUGAGUCAUGGUCGAAUUCGCUGUUGUGGUACGCCAUUUUUCCUGAAAAAUGCCUUCGGUACCGGUUAUCAACUUCGUAUUGAAAAACAAUCUGCCCACUUUAAUUCGAAAGGUUUCCUUUCCAUCAUUUCUCACUAUGCACCAACAGUGAGCCUAAAAUCAGAAAUGGAAUCCGAAGUAAUCUAUGCAUUUAAUCAGAAAAAUGUCCAACAUAGUAAUAGUAGGCAAAAAGAAUCAUCGGACCAAAUUGAUAAAAAUGAUGAUGAUAAUGAUGAUGAUGAAAAAAAACAAUUAAUUCGACAGUUCCCACCACUUUUUCGAGAUUUGGAAAAUAAUCUUAAAGAAUAUGGAAUCAAUUCAUUUGGUUUGUCGUAUUCAACAUUGGAAGAUGUAUUCCUAGCCGUUGAGGAUGAUGAUACAAUCCUAGAAUCAGAACUUUCCAAGCUUGGCCGUCUAAAGAAUCAUCGUCUUAAUGGUGAUGAUAAAAAUGAUCAGUCCCCAAAACAACCAAGUUUAACACCAAAAUCCGAAAUGGUCACUGGUUUUAGUCUAAUUGUGAAUCAAUUUUUGGCUCUAUUUUUGAAACGAUUUCAUUAUGCUCGACGUUAUUGGCAAAUGGUCGUUCUACAAUUGGUUGUACCAAUUUUAAUAUUCUUUGUGGCUAUGCGUAUCACUGCUAUAUUCACUCGUUUAAAUUUGCAGACAAAAUUUGAUCCUAUUGCAAUGAAAACUGAACAACUAUAUGGACCAGAUACGGAAUCAUAUUAUCAAGGUGGAAAAACGUUAUAUCGAUCAUAUGAACGUAUUUUUUCUGAUCGUGACCAUGGUCAUGUUACCUUUGUUGGUGAUUUGAAUUCACCCGUAUCGUAUGAAGAUUUUAUCAUUAAUCAAAAUGAUAAUAAUAUUGGACAAUUUGUACAAAAAGUUCUUUUUGGAAUGCAAGAUGAUGGAACAAAAGAACCUUAUAAAAUCUGGUUCAAUAAUGAACAAACUUAUUCUGCUUGGUUAUCUGAAAAAACAUUUUUUGAUUCACUUCUCGAAAUGAAUAGUCCACAAGAUACGAAAUCAAAAGUUGGCAUCGACAUGACUUUGCAACCGAUAAUGAUUGAAACACAAAUGAAUGGACAAUCACAAUCGAUGAUAUUAUCAUUAGUAACCUCGAUAAUGUCAUGGUUGAUUACAUGUCUCAUUUUGUUACCGAUUGCAUUUCCAUUUUUGGCAGCAUCAUAUGUUCUUUAUCCGAUUAAAGAACGAACCUCGAAAUCAAAAUUAUUACAAAUGAUGUCUGGUGUAUCACCAACGAUAUUCUGGCUAAGUCAAUUUGUAUUCGAUUUAGUCUAUCAUUUAGUGGCCAUAUCGGUUCUCUACCUAUUUAUCUAUCUAUUCGAUUCGGAUAAAGUGUUUUUCGAUACUAGUUCCAAAUCUUCAGCUGAAGUGUUGUUUGUCAUUUUAUUUGUAUUUGGUAUCGCUACAAUACCAUUGGCAUAUUUUUUCGCCUACAUUUUCGAUGUUCAUUCAUCCGGAUUCACAUUCGUGGUCAUCAUGUUUUUAAUCAUGGGCCUGAUUGCCAAUUUAUUCUGGAGCAUUUUGGAUAUUUUUGUCAAUAAUGCUGGUGUUGAACUUUCAUCAUUGUAUUUAGAUUGGACACAAUCAGUAUUACCGAUUAUUCGAUUCAUACCGAUAUUUUCAAUGUUAUUUGGCUAUCAAAAACUGUACAAAGCAAACAUGUUUGUAAAAAUGUGUAAAACAUUGCCCAGUGAAGAGUUAGGCCACAUAUGUAAUUCGACCGAGGACCUUGGAAGCAUGACAAAAAUGGUGCUAGGAUGUUGUCCAAAUCGUUGUAGCAAAGAUGAUUCCUGCUAUGAUUCUGGUAGUUUUUCAUUUGGAAAAUUUGGUUCUGGUCCCGAAAUCUAUUCAUUAAUAGGAUCUGGUCUACUUUUUAUGGUAUUGAUCAUUUUAUAUGAAAAUUUUCAACAAUAUGCACGUAAAUAUUUCGUACGUUCAAUUGAAAAUCUAGUGUACAGAAUAUUUCGACGAAAUCGACCACAACCCAUACAAUUGGCAGCUAUUGAAGAUUCUGAUGUUUGUCGAGAAAAAGAACGUAUCGCAUCGAUUCUAAAUGAUCCAGUUCAACGUGAAAAUUCUGACCUAUUGAUCGUACAUGAAUUGACCAAACAUUUUGGUUCGUUCACCGCUGUCGAUCAUCUUAGUUUCGGUGUACGUCAUGAUGAAUGUUUUGGAUUGUUGGGUAUUAAUGGUGCUGGUAAAACUACAACAUUUUCAAUGUUAACUGGUGAUCUAUUUCCAAGUGAUGGUAAUGCCUAUAUGGAGGGCAAAAUCAAUGUGAUCAACAAUUUGUGCCGAUUUCAGCAAAACAUUGGUUAUUGCCCACAAUUCGAUGCAUUAUUGGAUAAUUUAACCGGAGUGGAAACACUUCAAUUGAUGGGUGCACUACGUGGUAUUCCAUUUCGACGACUAACAACCGAAGUUAAUGAUCUGAUUCGAAUGGUUGAUCUACAAACACAUGCAAGCAAACGAACCGAAACAUAUAGUGGCGGUAACAAACGAAAAUUAUCAAUUGCUGUAUCGUUGAUUGGUAAUCCACGAUUAUUGUUUCUGGAUGAACCGACUGCUGGUGUUGAUCCAAGUGCAAGAAGAAAGAUAUGGCGCACACUUGAGCUUAUUCGUAAUCAUUUCAAUAGUGUUAUCAUAUUGACAUCACACUCGAUGGAAGAAUGUGAAGCACUUUGUUCCCGGAUAGCCAUCAUGGUUGGUGGACGUUUCCGUUGUCUUGGAUCCACACAACAUUUACGUGCAAAAUAUGGACAAGGAUACACGAUCUUGAUUCGUUUGAAACGUAAACAUGAAAUGAGUGAUUAUGCUGAUCAAUGUCAACAACGAAUCGUUGCAGCCAUACCAUCGGCACAAUUAAGUGAUCAUCAUCAAUGUUUAAUGACAUAUCAGAUUGCCGAUAAAUCGAUUCGAUGGUCCGAAUUAUUUGAAAUAAUGGCCCAAUUAGAUGAAGAAUUACGAUUCGAAGAUUAUAUUAUAUCCGAUACAACAUUGGAAAAUAUUUUCAUUUUGUUCGCAAGAAAUCAACAACGAACUCAACAACAACUACAACUACAAAAGAUGCAAUCAGUCACUAAUAAAGAUAAUAAGAAGGAUUAAUCAUGUAAAAAUAGUCACACCUGCUGUGGAGAUUGUUUCUAUUGAUAUUUUGUUGUUUGUUUGGCGGCAACAAAACAAAAA